Enhydra lutris kenyoni (northern sea otter) is the source of this 1067-nucleotide messenger RNA. It is a transcript of the gene UPK3BL2, whose product is annotated as uroplakin 3B like 2. The record is from RefSeq and is a predicted model, not a curated record. The transcript has 6 exons. Gene Ontology annotation, molecular function: peroxidase activity; heme binding. Gene Ontology annotation, biological process: response to oxidative stress. Lineage: Eukaryota; Metazoa; Chordata; Mammalia; Carnivora; Mustelidae. Bases 103 to 903 code for a protein of 266 amino acids.
UGUUUGGGGAGAGGGGGCACCUGGGAGGAGCGGCGGAAAGUGCCAGAAGCAGACUCCUCCAUCCCCUAGCCGACAGCCGAGGCUCUGGGACGCUGGAGACAGAUGCUGGGACAGACAGCCGGUCAGAUGCUCGGCCUGCCCGUGGGGCUCAGUGGGGGUCAGUAUUGGUCGCUGAUGCCACUGUUGCUGCUGCUGGCCCGCCUCCAUCAGGGGACAGGCCUGGAGCGCAUCCGCUAUGUGCCCCAGCUCGCAAGCCCCAGCCUGGCAGGGACCCUCACCCAGUCUACCUUCACACUGGAGCAGCCUAAGGGCCAGUUCAGUCGCCUCAACAUCUCUGACUUGGACGCCAUCUGGCUGGUGGUGGCCCACAGCAAUGCCACCCAGAGCUUCACAGCCCCACAGAGGGUUGAGGACAUCCCAGCCCCUGCCGACUUCACCCGGAGGGGCUACUACCUCACAUUGAUGGCCCACCGGGCCCUCUAUCCCGGCAACCAGACUGGGAACCAGCUCCGGGUCCUCCGCGUUGGCAAUGAUACCAGCUGCUCCCUGGGCAAACGGGGCUGCAACGCCCCACUGCCAGGCCCGGGCCCCUACCGAGUGAAGUUCCUGGUGAUGAGUGACAGGGGACCUGUGGCUGAGACGGAGUGGUCCAGCGAGACCCACUUGCAGCAAGCUGAGGCACUGCAGGCUGCCCCAGGGCCCCAAAGCGCGGGCACCGUGGUCAUCAUCGCCAUUCUGUCUGUCCUGCUGGCUGUCCUCCUCACUGCCCUCCUUGCUGUGCUCAUCUACACCUGCUAUGACACCUGCGGGAGCACUCCCAUUUCGGGCCCAGAGCAGCCGGUGUGCAUGAGAAGAUAUGACACCCACCACGUGACCAGCCCUCCAGCCACGGGGGGCUCCUGAGGAGUCCUCGUCUACCCCGCAGCCUCCGCCCUGGUCCCGGCUACAGAUCCUGCCUCUUCCGGAGCCCCGGGAAGAGAGCGUUUCAGAGUGAGGGUGGGGGGGGAGGUGUCCUUGGCCCCCAGUUGGGCCUGUCCUUGUCAGAAAUAAAUGUCCCCAGCAUCCCC